AUGAGCGUGGUGCUGCGGAACGCUCAGCGCUCCGUGCCCGUGCGCCGGGCCCCGCUCCGCCGCGCCGUGUGCGCCCUGCGCGCCGCCCUGGGCGCCUCCCGCUUCGAUGUGGGGCUCGUCUGCGCCGGCAACGCGCUGAUGCAGCGUCUGAACGGCGCCUACCGACAGCGCCCGGAGCCCACCGACGUCCUGUCCUUCCCGUUCCACCAGGUGGCGGCGGGGGAGUUGCCGCGGCCGCGCUGCCGCGGCGAGUACAACCUGGGGGACAUCUUCCUGGGCGUGGAGUACAUCCACCAGCAGUGCCGCGACGCCGGGGAGGACUUUGAGGGCGUGCUGGUGGUGACGGCAGCCCACGGACUGUGCCACUUGCUCGGCUACCGGCACGACACGAAACCCGCGUGGGAGCAGAUGUACCGGAAGGAAGCGCAGAUCCUGGAGGAGCUGAACCGCCUUACUGGUUCCCGGCUGCGGCCCCUCACCGCCGGCCUCUUCUGAGGGACCGCCCCGGACGUGGCGUGCGG
Lepidothrix coronata (blue-crowned manakin) is the source of this 521-nucleotide messenger RNA. RefSeq names its product ybeY metallopeptidase (putative) (gene YBEY). The record is from RefSeq and is a predicted model, not a curated record. The transcript is spliced from 3 exons. The coding region runs from base 1 to 495 and encodes 164 amino acids. Gene Ontology annotation, biological process: rRNA processing. NCBI's taxonomy places the organism in Eukaryota, Metazoa, Chordata, Aves, Passeriformes, Pipridae. Gene Ontology annotation, molecular function: metalloendopeptidase activity.